GGCCAGCGCUGACGGCCUCUCCGGAUAGCCCCCUCUCCGCGCCCCCCGGCACCGCUGUCACCCGCCGGCCACCAUGGACCCCCAGAGCGACGCAGAGGGGGGGUCCGGCCACGAGCCCUCGCUGGAGCUCCUGUCCCGUGCCCAGCUCCACGCCGCCCUCCCCGCCCCAGGGGCGGAGGGGCCGGCGGAGGCGCGCGGGGCGCCCGAGGCGUGCGGGGAGCGGCGGGGGCCGGGGCUGGACGCGGCGGCGCGGGAGCGGCAGCUGCAGCGGGAGCUGCUGGCCCUCAAGCAGCAGCAGCAGCUCCAGAAGCAGCUGCUCUUCGCCGAGUUCCAGAAGCAGCACGAGCACCUCACCCGCCAGCACGAGGUCCAGCUCCAGAAGCACCUCAAGCAGCAGCAGGAAGCGCUGGCCGCCCGCCGGCAGCAGGAGCUGGAGCAGCAGCGGCAGCGGGAGCGGCAGGAGGCCCUGGAGCAGCAGCAGCGCCUGGAGCAGCUCCAUGCCCUGCGCACCAAGGACAAGAGCCGCGAGAGCGCCAUCGCCAGCACGGAGGUGAAGCUGAAGCUGCAGGAGUUCCUGCUCAGCAAGACGAAGGAGCCAGGCACCGCCCCCAACCAUUCCCUCCCCCAGCACCCUAAAUGUUGGGCUCACCACACCUCGUUGGACCAGAGUUCCCCCCCCCAAACCGGCAGCCCGGGGACACCCCCAUCCUACAAACUCCCCCUCCUCGGCACCUACGACGGCCGGGAUGAUUUCCCACUCCGCAAAACUGCCUCCGAACCCAACCUGAAAGUGCGGUCGCGGUUAAAACAGAAGGUAGCGGAGAGGAGGAGCAGUCCCCUGCUGCGGAGGAAGGACGGCACCGUCAUCAGCACCUUCAAGAAGCGAGCCAUCGAGAUCACGGUGUCCUCGGUGUGCAGCAGCGCCCCGGGCUCCGGGCCCAGCUCCCCCAACAGCUCCCACAGCGCCAUCGCCGAGAACGGCUUCACCGGCUCCGUCCCCAACAUCCACGCCGAGCAGCUCCUGCCCCAGCACCGAGCCCUCACCCUGGACGGCGCCAGCCAGCUCAGCCUCUACACGUCCCCGUCCCUGCCCAACAUCUCCCUGGGGCUGCAGGCCACCGUCACCGUCACCAACUCCCACCUCAACGCGUCCCCCAAGCUGUCGCCGCAGGCGGAGGCCGAGCGCCCGGCAGUGGCCGCCCUGCGUCCCGGGGCCGCCCUCACCGGCAAGUUCCUGAGCACCUCCUCCAUCCCGGGCUGCCUGCUGGGGGUGGCCCUGGAGGGGGACCCCCCCACCGGCCCCGCGUCCCUGCUGCAGCACGUCCUGCUGCUGGAGCAAGCGCGCCAGCAGAGCACCCUCAUUGCCGUGCCGCUGCAUGGGCAGUCGCCGCUGGUGACGGGGGAGCGCGCGGGGAGCGUGCGGACGGUGAGCAAGCUGCCGCGGCACCGGCCCCUGAGCCGCACGCAGUCGUCCCCGCUGCCCCAGAGCCCCCAGGCCCUGCCCCACGGCGCCCUGCCCCACGGCGCCCUGCCCCACGGCACCCUCCAGCACCACUUCCUCGACAAGCAGCAGGUCCAGCUGGGCAAGCUGCUCCCCAAGCCGGGGGAGCUGGCGCGGCAGCCCCCCACCCACCCCGAGGAGACGGAGGAGGAGCUGACGGAGCAGCAGUCGCCCCCCCCGGAUGAUGGGGUACCCCCUGGCCCCCCCUCGCCCUCGUCUCUCCGGAUGCUGGGGACCCCCGGAACGGCUGCAGGCGGGGACGAGGCCGAGGUCCCCGGGGUCCCCGAUGUCACCGAGCUGGGGGUCACAUACAAGCAGGUGUUCCCCGAGGCGCCGCUGCAGCUGUACCCCGCUCCCCCCUUGGGCAUCCUGGCGUUGCCCCACCCGGCCCUCGCCCGCACCCAGUCGUCCCCCGCCAGCGCCGGCGUCAAGCCCCCCGCGCCCGACGGGCCCCCCAAGCACCUCUUCACCACAGGCGUGGUGUACGACACGUUCAUGCUGAAGCACCAGUGCACGUGCGGGAACACCAACAUCCACCCCGAGCACGCCGGCCGCAUCCAGAGCAUCUGGUCCCGUCUGCAGGAGACCGGCCUUCUCGGCAAGUGCGAGCGCAUCCGGGGCAGGAAGGCGACGCUGGAGGAGAUCCAGACGGUGCACUCGGAGCAUCACACGCUGCUCUACGGCACCAGCCCCCUCAACCGCCAGAAGCUCGACAGCAAGAAGCUCCUGGGUCCCAUCAGCCAGAAGAUGUACGCCGUGCUGCCGUGUGGGGGCAUCGGGGUGGACAGUGACACAGUGUGGAACGAGAUGCACUCGUCCAGCGCCGUGCGCAUGGCGGUGGGCUGCCUGGUGGAGCUCGCCUUCAAGGUGGCCGCCGGGGAGAUCAAGAACGGCUUCGCCGUCAUCCGCCCCCCAGGACACCACGCAGAGGAGUCCACGGCCAUGGGCUUCUGCUUCUUCAACUCGGUGGCCAUCUCGGCCAAACUGCUCCAGCAGAAGCUGAGCGUGGGCAGGAUCCUCAUCGUGGACUGGGACAUCCACCACGGGAACGGCACCCAGCAAGCCUUCUACAGCGACCCCGACGUCCUCUACAUCUCCCUCCACCGCUACGACGAUGGCAACUUCUUCCCAGGCAGUGGGGCGCCUGAGGAGGUACCGGGGGGCGGGAUGGGAGUGGGCUACAACAUCAACAUCGCCUGGACCGGCGGCGUCGACCCCCCCAUCGGGGACGUGGAGUAUCUCACCGCCUUCAGGACCGUGGUGAUGCCCAUCGCCAACGAGUUCUCCCCGGACGUGGUGCUGGUCUCGGCCGGCUUCGACGCCGUCGAGGGUCACCUCUCCCCGCUCGGCGGCUACUCCGUCACCGCCAAAUGUUUCGGCCACUUGACGAAGCAGCUGAUGAUGCUGGCGGGGGGCCGGGUGGUGCUGGCGCUGGAGGGGGGGCACGACCUGACGGCCAUCUGCGACGCCUCGGAGGCCUGCGUCUCCGCUCUGCUCGGCCUGGAGCUGGAGCCCCUGGAUCCAUCCCUCCUGCAGCAGAAGCCAAACGUGAACGCGGUGGCCACCCUGGAGAAGGUCAUCGAGAUCCAGAGCAAGCACUGGGGCUCGGUGAAGCGCUUUGCGGCGGCCGUGGGCUGCUCCUUGCUGGAGGCGCAGAAGGGGGAGGCGGAGGAGGCCGAGACGGUGACGGCCAUGGCCCUGCUCUCGGUGGGCGCCGAGCAGGGGAGCGCCGACCCCCAGCCCAGGCCGGCGGAGGAGCCGAUGGAGGCCGAGCCCAUGCUGUGACCCGCCGUCCCCCCGGCCCCUCGCCGCACAGCCGAGAUUUUUUUUUUCCGUUUCCGAAAAAGAAAGAAACACCGAGAAGAGAAGAAACACACACACACACACACACACACACAAAAAAAAAUCACGUUUGGGGGGGAAAAAAAAACCAACAAAAAAACCACGUUAAAAAAAAAAGGACAAAAAAACCCACCCCGAAAUGGAAGAAACUGGGAGGAAAAACAGAAAAAAAGAAGAAAAUAUUUUCUUUUUCUAUUAAAAAGAGGAGAAAAACACAAAAAAAUACCCCCCCCCGUCCUGUUGGACCCAGCUCCACGCGGUGUUUGCAGUCAUGUCUCUUGUGAAGCAUCGGUUCCACCAGCACCCCCGCUCCUCCCGCCCCCUCCGUCCGUCCGUCCCUCCGUCCGUCCGUCCGUUGGGUUUUCCCGUCGCUGCCCCGGGCCCCCCCGGCCCCCCGCCGCAGCUCCUCUCUUUUUUUUUUUAGGGGGUUUUCCUUGUUUUCUUCCCCCCCCUUUUUUUUUCCCACUCGUUCCCUCCCCGGCUCCGGCAUCCGUCUGUCCCCCCCCGGGGGAGGCGAUGGGAAAUAUUCGUGCCUUUAAUUAAGUCUUUUUUUUUUUUUUUUAAUGCCUUAAUUUCCCUGUGAUUUUUUGGGUUUUGUCAAUUUUCUU
Messenger RNA from Gymnogyps californianus (California condor), 3951 nucleotides. It is a transcript of the gene HDAC5, whose product is annotated as histone deacetylase 5. Gene Ontology annotation, molecular function: histone deacetylase activity. Gene Ontology annotation, biological process: negative regulation of transcription by RNA polymerase II; chromatin organization. Gene Ontology annotation, cellular component: histone deacetylase complex. The record is from RefSeq and is a predicted model, not a curated record. NCBI's taxonomy places the organism in Eukaryota, Metazoa, Chordata, Aves, Accipitriformes, Cathartidae.